AUGGACCUGGCACUGGGAAAUGAGAGCCACGGGGGCUGGAACUCGUCCGAGGCGCGGGCGAGUGCGGACCUCUACAACUUCUGGGCGUGGAGCAUAGUCGACGGGGCGCUGAUGCUGCUCAUCGUGAGCGGGAACACGCUCACCAUCCUCGCCGUCACGCUGAGCAGGCGGCUGUCGUCGCUCGUCUCCAACCAGUUCGUCCUCAACCUGGCCGUGUCCGACCUGAUGGUGGGUCUCACGCUGCCCUACCACCUCGUGUUCUACCUCGACGACGACUUCGGCCAGGUCAAGUGGUCCUGCCUGAUGCGGUUCAUACUAAUAAUACUGGCGUGCCUCGCGUCCAUCUACAACAUCAUAGCGAUCGCCGUCGACAGGUACAUAGCAAUAGUGCACCCGCUGCACUACAGCCGCUACAUGACAAAGCUGGUGACGCGGUUGCUGAUGAGCACCACGUGGUCUGUUGCCAUGUGCAUCAGCUGUAUUCCGAUGUUCUGGAACGAUUGGCACGAAGGCGUCGCUUGCGAAAUGAAUUUGGUGGUGCCGAAGUCGUACACGACCAGCAUCCUGGCGCCUAUGUUCUCUCUUGUGUGGAUGGUGAUGUUCAUUCUUUACUGGAGGAUAUGGAGGGAGGCGACUUGCCACGCGCGUCGCAUGCGGGCUAACACGUGCUGCCCGUCCGGUGCCAACGAUUGGAAGAGCAUACAGGUGGUGUUGCUGGUGCUAGGUUCCUUCUCCAUAUGCUGGAUGCCGUUCGUGGUGGUGGCGUGCGCGCAGACGCUGCCGAUAGUGCCGCUCCACAACCCCAUCGUCUACAGGCUGACGUCGUCCCUCGCCAUGUCCAACUCGGGCAUAAACCCGCUGAUAUACGCGUGGAAGAACGCCGGCUUCAGGGCGGCGUUCGCCAAACUGCUGAGGUGCAAGCGGCCCGACACCUCAGAGUACAGGGGCUCCCCCGCUCCGGAGAGGAAGCGGGGCUCGGUGGCGCUCCGUGAGGGCUCCAUCACUCGGUCGAGCGCCCCGGCCGCUCUGGGGGGCGCCCUCGGCGGUCGACCGGCCCGGCUGCUCUACGUCGAGAGGGAGCCGGACCCAGCUAGGUGUCGCAUCAUCGAGAACGCCGGCUACGUCGAGUCGGACAGGGGAGACUCGAACCCCUCUUACGCCCCCGACGCACCCACGCCAGUGCACAAGGCGUGCCGCACCCCCGACGCGGUG
Iphiclides podalirius (scarce swallowtail) is the source of this 1212-nucleotide messenger RNA. Lineage: Eukaryota; Metazoa; Arthropoda; Insecta; Lepidoptera; Papilionidae. The record is from the annotation of a GenBank genome assembly.